Molecule: messenger RNA, 1491 nt
Organism: Penicillium diatomitis
Lineage: Eukaryota; Fungi; Ascomycota; Eurotiomycetes; Eurotiales; Aspergillaceae
Product: Methionine aminopeptidase
Exons: 5
Coding region: 1-1491 (496 amino acids)
Biological process (GO): proteolysis
Molecular function (GO): metalloaminopeptidase activity
Source: RefSeq, a predicted model, not a curated record
AUGGGGUCUAAAACACCCGAGAACGAAGGUCGAAACGGCAGAGCAGAUGAGCCGUCGAGCUCAGCUAAUGCCAAUGCCACCGGCGGCGAGCCACGAGGAGCACACCUUGCUCGCGACGGUGAUGGCAUACUCGGCGACGAAUCAUCUGAAGACGGCGACGGCGAUGCCGAGGGUCAAGACUCCAGUCAUGCCGCCGUAAUGACCUGCUCGAUGGGAGGUCAUCUUUCAGCCGAAAGAGGGGCCUCCAAGAAGAAGAACAAAAAGCGGAAGAAGGCGAAAAAGAAAGCUACGGGUCUCACUCAAACGUCGCCUCCACGGGUACCCGUGGCGGAACUGUUUCCCUCAGGUCGCUAUCCAACAGGGGAGUUCCAGGAGCAUCCAGUCGUGGAGAACACUGCCCGAAUCACCUCUGAGGAACAUCGCCACAAAGCGAGAACCCAUCUUGAAGACGACAGCUUUCUGAAUGAUUAUCGAAAAGCUGCCGAGGUCCACCGACAGGUUCGUCGAUGGACUCAGGAAACUGCUCGUCCUGGGAAAACCCUCACCGAGAUAGCUGAAGGGAUUGACAACGGCGUGAGAGCUCUUCUUGACAAUAACGGAGUUGAAUCAGGUGCUGGUCUUGUCUCUGGUCUCGGGUUCCCAACAGGCCUGGCUCUCAAUCACUGUGUCGCGCACUACACUCCAAACCCAGGACAAAAAGAGGUUGCCUUGCAGUCAAGCGAUGUCAUGAAAGUUGAUUUUGGAGUUCAUAUCAACGGCUGGAUUGUCGAUAGCGCUUUUACUAUGUCAUUUGAUCCCACCUAUGAUAACCUGCUUGCUGCUGUCAAAGACGCGACAAACACUGGUAUCAAAAAUGCCGGGAUUGAUGUUCGCAUCAGCGAUGUCAGUGCUGCUAUCCAGGAGGCCAUGGAAAGCUACGAGGUUGAAAUCAAUGGUAAAACCUACCCUGUGAAGCCUGUACGCAAUCUUUCAGGGCACAACAUCAAGCAGUAUCAAAUCCACGGCGGCAAGUCCAUUCCUUUUGUCAAGACCAGAGACCAGACCAAGAUGGAGGAAGGGGAGAUUUUCGCGUGUGAGACAUUCGGCUCCACGGGCAGAGGUUCAAUUAUUGACGGUGUAAGCUCCCCCCGAUUCUAUGAAGAUACCCAGGUCUUCCCCUUCCUUAGCUCACGCAGUGUUCAGCCCGGCGUCUAUGGCUACGGCAAGGAUCUUCAUGCGCCUAAGAAGAUUACAGCGCCUCUUGCUUCCGCGCGAUCUCUGUACCAGACCAUCAAUGAAAAUUUCGGCACCCUUGUGUUCUGCCGACGAUACCUCGAGCGCUUGGGUGUUGAUCGUUACCUCGCAGGCAUGAACUAUCUCAUCUCCCAGGGCGUGGUUGAAAUGUACCCGCCCUUGAUGGAUGUCGCGGGAUCAUACUCCGCUCAGUUCGAACACACCUUCCUCGUCCGCGAAUCUGGUAAGGAAAUCAUCAGUCGCGGGGACGACUACUGA